Molecule: messenger RNA, 5721 nt
Organism: Zerene cesonia (dogface butterfly)
Lineage: Eukaryota; Metazoa; Arthropoda; Insecta; Lepidoptera; Pieridae
Gene: Galphas
Product: guanine nucleotide-binding protein G(s) subunit alpha
Exons: 10
Coding region: 543-1682 (379 amino acids)
Biological process (GO): sensory perception of chemical stimulus; adenylate cyclase-activating dopamine receptor signaling pathway
Cellular component (GO): heterotrimeric G-protein complex
Molecular function (GO): GTPase activity; G protein-coupled receptor binding; GTP binding
Source: RefSeq, a predicted model, not a curated record
AUAAGUGAUGUUCUGCCGAAUUAAAGUCGUAUCAAAAUAAUCCAAAGCUAUUUAUAAAUAAUAUUUUCUCAUCUUUUACUUAUGUUCAAACGUUAAUAGUAACGUCUGGUCUAUAAUUAACUUGUGAAAGUUUAUAAAUAUUUUAGUAUACUAUGGUGGACUAGCUAGUUGACUCGGGUCAUUAUAUUUGAAGGUUGCCAUUUUUUCGUGAGAUAAAUUUGUUUUUGGUGAAUAUUGGGCGUGAUCACAUCGUAUCCUAGUGUCAAGUCCUUGCGCGCGGUCAAAUAGCAAAAGUGUCAACUGUGUUCGCCGUGGAGUGUCGUAGUGAAGUGCUGUGGUGUUUUCAGGUAGCUAUGCAAUUGGUGUCAGUUUCGUGGAGAUAAUAAGAGUGUGGUGAUGAUGUGGGCUCAGUGAUUGAAUACAGCGGCACCACGGCUUCCUCUGUGGCAGGUGGCGCGAGGGGAGCAGAGUCUCCCUCGCAGGCCAACCAAGACACGGUGGAUAACGCCACUCCCACCUGUUGGUGGGCUGCCUGGUCUGCAAUGGGGUGCUUCGGUUCGCCGGGCGCCAAGAGUGGCGAGGACGACGCCAAGUCGCAGAAGCGGCGGAGUGACGCUAUAACCCGGCAGCUUCAAAAGGACAAACAGCUGUACCGCGCCACGCACCGGCUGCUUUUACUCGGCGCUGGCGAGUCGGGCAAGUCGACGAUCGUGAAGCAGAUGCGCAUCCUGCACGUGAACGGGUUCUCGGACAAGGAGCGGCGGGAGAAGAUCGAGGAUAUCAAGAAGAACAUUCGCGAUGCUAUACUUACAAUAACAGGCGCGAUGAGCACCCUCACACCGCCCAUACCGCUCGAGAAGCCGGAAAAUAAAGCAAGAGUUGACUACAUACAAGACGUUGCGUCGCAGCCGGACUUCGACUACCCGGCGGAGUUCUACGAGCACACGGAGGAGCUGUGGAAGGACCAGGGCGUGCAGCGCACGUACGAGAGAAGCAACGAGUAUCAGCUCAUCGACUGUGCCAAGUAUUUCCUCGACAAGGUGCACAUCAUAAAGCAGCCGGACUACACGCCCACGGAGCAGGACAUACUGCGCUGUCGUGUUCUCACCUCCGGCAUCUUCGAGACACAGUUCGUCGUCGAUAAAGUCAAUUUCCAUAUGUUCGACGUGGGCGGGCAGCGUGACGAGCGCCGCAAGUGGAUCCAGUGCUUCAACGACGUGACAGCGAUCAUAUUCGUCACGGCGUGCUCCUCGUACAACAUGGUGCUCCGCGAGGACCCCACGCAGAACCGCCUGCGCGAGUCGCUCGACCUGUUCAAGAGCAUAUGGAACAAUCGAUGGCUGCGCACGAUAUCCGUGAUCCUGUUCCUCAACAAGCAGGACCUGCUCGCCGAGAAGGUGAUGGCGGGCAAGUCGCGGCUCGAGGAGUACUUCGCGGAGUUCGCGCGCUACCAGACGCCGCCCGACGCCGCGCCCGACCCGCGCGACCACGCCGAGGUGGCGCGCGCCAAGUACUUCAUACGGGACGAGUUCCUGCGCAUAAGCACGGCGAGCGGCGAGGGCAAGCACUACUGCUACCCGCACUUCACGUGCGCGGUCGACACCGAGAACAUCAAGCGCGUGUUCAACGACUGCCGCGACAUCAUACAGCGGAUGCACCUGCGCCAGUACGAGCUGCUCUAACGUGAAAACCACGAGGGCAAAACGCCGGCGCUGGCUUGACACCGGCGGGCGACACGUAUGACACCAAACGAAUACGACAGCAAUAUUUACAUAAUAUACUACAUCUAAAUGUGUAACGCUCCAAUUAAAAUAACGUUAUGUACAUUAAGGCUCAACAUACUACUUUGUCGCGGAUACUUGACGCGUUGCGAAGUUGCUGUGUGUACACAGCCUUAUAUCUCUUGCACAUUAUCCAUCGACUGUAAGAAUUAUGAAAAAAACAUCUUAUUUUGCAAUUUAUUCUUUUGAAAUUCAAAUUCGGUAUCUUUUCUAGCGUAGGAACGUAUCGAUUAUCAUUUGAAAUUAGAACGUAAUUUUUUCGAUAAUGUGCAAAAGGUUUUUUUCGACCGCCGAGCGGCCAGUGUCACUGUGAUUCUUCUUCUGUCGUUCGCAUGGUGUUUCCGAACGUACAGCACGCUGGCAAUCUGAAUUUGUAUAAAAAAAAAAACUAUGAAUUUGUAUUUAGAACUCGUUCUGAUAUCGGCUCGAUUGUUGCGUGUGGCUGUAUAACUGGAUUACCUUUGCCAAGUGAUGAAGGUUAUGUGACAUGUCAAAAUAAUUUGGCGGCAAAUUAAAAAAAAAAACUUUCAUUUCGAAAUUUUAUAGGUUAAGUCUAUUUCUAAUGUUUAUAAUAAUAUGAAUUACGUGUCUGAAGUAAAUAGGGUAGUUGCAAUAUUCAAUAUACAUUAUACAUAUACAUAUUAUAAUUAGAAUUUAGUGAUGCAAAAUCGAGCCUUUAUCUCAUCGAGCGUAGGGCAGCUAUUUGAAUGAAAGUCAUUUUAUAUUGAGGAUCAUACGUUCUUUUCGGUUUACAUUGAGGCUACAUACAUAGUAUUUUGUAUAGAAAGGCACAAUUAGCUUUUACUAAAAGUAGCAAUCUUACGCAUUUCUUUUAUUAAUGCAUAUCACUGCACUGCGUUCACGCGUAAAUGAAAUAGACUAAUAUAUUUAUUGUUAUUUUUAAACUGGCAACAUUUCGUUUUUUUGUAUGUUAUUAUAUAGCCGCAAAUAUUGUUUUUCGUAUUUUAAAUUAUAUUAGAUUUUCUAUGAAUAUAAUAUAUUGAUAAUUGAUUAUUUACUAGUUAUUAAAAGUAAUUUUGAUGUCGCCAGUUUAAUUUUUUUCUAUCGUUGACUUUUGUAGGAAAAUAUACAAAGAGUAUAUUGUCUUUUACCUAGCACACGUUUUUUACAAAUGUUUAGAUAUUUUUUGAUUACAUACCUACGUAUAAUAAUAAAUAUUAUUUUACGGUAUAUAAUUUCAAGGACUAAUUGCAAUAACAAAAGUUUUCUGUAUGUUUUCGCAUAGUUUUUAAGUUUAUUUUAAUAUAUUUUUUUUUUCGUUUAAGUUUACGUCUUCCAUAAUAUGUAUUAUGAUGUUUUUUGCGAAUUUUUUUAUUUUCGUUUUAUUGGAUGACUAGCGCACACCUCGAAAAUAAUAAUUGUACUAAGCAAAGAGCUUUGCUGUGUAGAUUUAAAUUAGUUUAAAGAGUUAUUUAAUAUAUGGAGCUUUUAAUAAAUAUAAGGUCCAAAGAUUUAUUCGCCGGCCGUAUGUAAUGCGGUGUAAUGAAAAAAAAUUUUAUUUAGCAGUAUUUUUUAAUUUUUUUUUUCUCCCAAAAUCAGUCUAUAUUAAGGCAAAUUUAGCCCUAAGUACAAAUGUUACUAACAUUACGGUAUAAUUAAUAUUUACAAUUAUUAUAAUUUAUAAAAUUGGUUUAUGUACUUACACUUUGUUGAAAUGCCUAUAAAAUAUAUUAUGUUUUUUUUUUAUCGUUAUCUUGUUUCAAAAGUUAAUAGUUAAUUAAAUUUCUUUGCAUUCUCUUAUUCCUAAUGGUUAUAUGUACAUUGAAAUAAAAUAAUAUCAAUGGUCCUUAAUAUAAGAGUCGAUGCUGGCGAAAUAUGUGCCAUAAUGAUGUCUUGAUAGCGGAAACACCAUACUAAUAAUGUUACCAUAUAUAAAAAACAUCGUCUACAGAUUAUAAAAACUCAAUCCUUCCUAGUACCUUGUAAAUUAACAAAUAACUAUUUUGCUUUCUAUUGAAUAACAUUUUGUCGUUAUUUUUAAUAUAUUUCAUAUUACGAGGAUUGUAUUUUUUUUUCUUUCGUGUUAAGUUCUCUUUGUAAGUAGAAAAAUAUAGCGUAUGUUUAAUAUAAAAGUAUAUAUUAUUUCACACAUUUCGCGGUGCGUAGGGUCGUUCAAAAUUAUCAUCACAAAAUUUAUAAUUUUGACUUUUUAACGCUCGACGUAACGUAAAUUCCAUUAUAUUCUCUUUUGCCGUUCUAAAAGAUCUGCUUUUUUUUUUAAUAAAUGACCGGCUCUUACACCAGAACAUUAUAGAAUUCAUCUUGUAAUUUAUUAAAAUGGCAUCUUAAACUUAUUGUAUAUGCAACUUAAAAAAAAACUAUUUCGUAGCUAUUUUAAGUAAGUUAGUGUAUCGCGAUAAUCGAAAGCAAAUAUGUGUAAUGUAGACUGCUGACGUGAGGUUUCUUUGUCCCUUGCAGGUCUACUGUCCAAAAGUCGGGUGCAAUUUAUAGAAAUGCAUUUUUAAUUCAAAAAGUAUCACACUAGACUUUAUACUGCAUUCAAUUGUGGCCAAUCGGAAUCUAGCAACACAGCAAACGGCUUUUUUUAUCUAUAUCAAUAAGUUUUCUUUUUUUGAAAAACGAAAAUGGUUUAGACGUAACACGCGAAUCUCAUGAUGCCAUGCCGGUUGCGCGCCAAAAUUUAAAAUUUGAUUUUCUACUUUUCUCUAUGGUUACAGUUAAUAAAUAUAGUUACUUUUAGUCUCCAAUAUAACGCAAUUUUCUUUAAUUCAAUGGAUUUUUGUCACAGUCUCGUCACGGUAUUGGUUAACUGUAAAGUUUCUGUCCGAUCCCUGCUACUACGUAAAAUUUAAGUGAACGCAAUAACAAGUGAGUCAUGUAAUAUGUAUAAAGUAGUAUAUAGCAUAUUUUCUAUGUUUUUCGAUAUGUAGAUGAUAUACUGCCAGUGUCGAUGUCAAAGUUAUUGAAAGUAAUAAGGUGUAAAGAUAAGAUGUUUCCGAAACAACGUGCGGUCAGAAUGUCUCUAUAACCUCAUGCACACGAAAGGUAAUCGAAUCGAUUAUUCCAAGCGGAAUGGACAAUGUAUGCAAAACGUUACAGAUGGUGUACGAGCCUCUAGUGUGCACAUAGACUAACGGAGGCUAUAAAAAAAUCUCUUCAGAGCGGGAACUUUAGCGUAGACGUAAUUAUAAAUUUAGUUUUGCGUGAUCAACUCCUCGACUAGUAGUAAUGUAACGUCCGUUGCCAAUAACCAAAUAGUAUUGAACAAUUCCUCCCUUUUUUAAUAUAUCUUUCAUAGUAGAUAAGUGAAUGUACUUGCGCACAAUAUGUUUGUGAGGGAAAUGAUUCAACUUUCGUUUGAAUUCUAAAGUGCAGAUGAAGUCUGCAAAAUAUUUUUUGGUAAUAUUUUAUCCGUGUCAGACCAAAGUCGCGUCCCUUACUCGCUAAUGUUUAAAUAAAUCGCAUUUAACUACUGCUCAUUUAUAAUUCUUUUCAUCGUAGUAUGUGUUUUCACGACUAUAAUACGUUAAUUUAAUUUUCAUUUUAGGGUAUUUUAUAAUUCUCGUAAAGCGACACUUCUUUUAGAGUUUUGAUUCAGCACAUUUCAUUGUUUACUGACGGACUGCGGGUCAUUGUGUAUUUACUCUUAAUACUUAUGUUUAAAUAUAUUCUGAAAAAUCUAUAUUUUUAACUAAUUUAAUUUUUAAAAUAUACCUAAUUAAUAAAUUCCUAAAAUUAAAAAUAAAAUUUUUAAUAUUUAUGUGUAUAGUAGUGUCUACUGCGAGGUGAUCAUUAAAUAACAAACGCUUAUAAUUUUUAUUGUUUCCAGAGAAUCGCAAAGAUUAUAUUAUUUACUGUCCAUGAAAUUAAUCUUUAACUGAUGUGUACACAAAAAUCAGUAUGUUUCAGGCAUUUUGAAUCCGACUUAAUGUAUGUAAAAAUAAAUGUUGUUUUAAAA